Eptesicus fuscus (big brown bat) is the source of this 635-nucleotide messenger RNA. RefSeq names its product zinc finger protein 552-like. The coding region runs from base 1 to 492 and encodes 163 amino acids. The transcript is spliced from 4 exons. Lineage: Eukaryota; Metazoa; Chordata; Mammalia; Chiroptera; Vespertilionidae. The record is from RefSeq and is a predicted model, not a curated record. Gene Ontology annotation, biological process: regulation of DNA-templated transcription.
AUGGCGGCGCCCGCGCUGAGGAGCUUCGCUGAGGUUGGCGUGACCUUUGAGGACAUUGCCCUGUACUUCUCCAGGGAGGAAUGGAGCCUCCUUGAUGAGGGUCAGAGACAGCUGUACCUGAAUGUGAUGCUGGAGAACUUUGAACUUGUAUCCUCGCUGGGUUGCUGCUGUGGAGCAGACAAUGUGGAGGCACCCACUGAAGAGAACGCUUCUGUAAGAGUGUCACAGGCCAGGAAUCCCAAGGCAGCCUUGUCUUCCCAGAAGAGCCACCCCUGUGAGAGCUGUGGGCUCGUCUUGGGAAACAUUUUCCACUUGACUGAGCUGCAGGGAACACAACACGGACAGAUACUGUUGAGGGCCAGUGGAAAAGACAGGGAAAAACAUGAGAGAAACAUCGACGUGAGAGAAACACAUCAGUUGGUUGCCUCCUGCAUCAGCUGUGACCAGGACCUGGGCUGGGAAGGAGUCUUCAACCAAGGUUUGUGCCUUUGACCAAAAUCGAACCUGAGACCCUUUGGUUUGCAGGCCUGAGGUCUAUCCAAAGCCAAACCAGCUAGGGCUCUGUUAGAUAUUCUUAUCCUUGAAUAUAUGACCAUCAUUGUCCAUUUUAAUAAAUAUUUGGGUGUUUGUAAUAA